Perkinsus marinus ATCC 50983 is the source of this 910-nucleotide messenger RNA. RefSeq names its product Exosome complex exonuclease RRP42, putative. The transcript has 9 exons. Gene Ontology annotation, cellular component: cytoplasmic exosome (RNase complex); nuclear exosome (RNase complex). The record is from RefSeq and is a predicted model, not a curated record. The coding region runs from base 7 to 876 and encodes 289 amino acids. NCBI's taxonomy places the organism in Eukaryota, Perkinsozoa, Perkinsida, Perkinsidae. Gene Ontology annotation, biological process: nuclear mRNA surveillance; TRAMP-dependent tRNA surveillance pathway; nuclear polyadenylation-dependent rRNA catabolic process.
CCCAUAAUGGCUCAAUCAGUUGGUAAUCUUGCUACAUUAACAUCAGAAGCUGAAGGAGUAUUCUUAUCUAAUGGACUUACUGCUGGUGUUAGAUCUGAUGGGAGGAACUGUCAUGAUAGACGACCAAUAUCAAUAACAACUAAUACGAUAAGUGCAGCUAAUGCUAGUGCUACAUUGGAUUGUGAUAAUACCCAUAUCAUCGUUGGUAUCAAAACUGAUAUCACUACAUUACCAUCCGGUGCUGUUAACCGAUGCCGAUUAGUACGUAUAGGUGUGGAAUGCCCUGAGCAACCAGGAGAGGAGGAGCAACAAUUGAACACAGCAUUGGAUGUAUUGAUGUUCAAAGGCUUAGAUGAGACAUGCUUGAUAAUCGAUAACCCUUUUGCAUGGACUAUAUCCAUUGAUAUACUCAUUACUGGUGUAAUACAUCCUUCUAUAGUGGAGUUAUCAUCACUAGCCAUAAUAGCAGCAUUUAAGGGGUUAUGGUUACCUAAAGUAAGUGUAAUACCUCCUUUAGAGGAGGGAGAGAAACCCUCAAUCAAUCUAGAGGAGGAGGAUACUAAUGGACAUGAUAUAACCCCAUUGGUAUCGGCCUUGCCUAUAUGUGUAGUAUCCGGUAUUAAUGGUCCUAGGAUGGUGGUAGAUGUAAGUGCUGCUGAAGCGAAGUCAUGUAGAGGUGUAUUAGCAGUAGGAGUGGAUAGGAAAGGAUGUAUAGUUAGUAUAUGGAAAUGGAAUAUGAUAGUGAGAGAGGAAGCUUCCUGUAUGGGUAUGGACCCUCAUUUACUACCAGAACUAUUAAUCCAUGCUCAAGAAGAGGCAUCACAUCUCUAUGAUGCAUUACAUCGUGCUGGUGGAUUAUUGCAACAUCAGCAAUAGCAACAGUCAAGAAUAGGGCGGCAGUUAGUCGAUA